AUGGCGCCUGUGCAAGCAAAUCGCAACAAUCGCUUUACAGGCGAUCGACAACCACUCCGUAGCAAUGAUGACCUGCAACUCAUUCAAUCAAGAGUCCAAGGACCGAUCACCUUCUUGAAUCCUACCCAGGCAAGCUUCGAACACGCGAUACACAAAUCGACCACUGGAGAUCUCCUUCCAAACACCACGACGCCUCUGAGCACGACAAACUCGGUCCCGCCAACCGAAGUUCCCAAAUCACCCGCCGCCAAUUUUGAGUACAAAUGGACAGCUCGAGACAAUCGCAAAGGUCGACACACCCUCGUUAUAAAGAGCCCUUCAGUGGAACAACCAGAAGCGAACGUCGCUACCCCUCGAAGCACGACUCAUUGGCAAUCCAUCAUACAUACAGUAUGGCUGAUGAUAACGUUCUACCCUGUGUGGGACAUAUCCUGGUGCGUGGCUUACGUCUUUACCCUAGGAAGUGUUCUAUGGGUAGUCAAUUCUUUCUUCGUCUUUUUACCUCUGAUGCGGCCCUCAUCAACAUUCCAUAACGAGGCUCUCGUCGGUGGUGGCGUCACCGCCUUCAUCGGAGCAACCGUCUUCGUGGUCGGAAGUAUGCUUUUGAUGUUGGAAGCCGUCAAUGAAAAUCGAGAGGGCUGCUUUGGGUACGCAGUAGAAUCAGCGUUUGAGGGAUACGUUGGUAAAGUCGAGAAGGGCAGAGGAAGUGGUUUGAAGAUUGUGGCUAGGAACGAUAUGUGCACGCAUCACCACCGCAACAAGGCAAACCUGGUGGGCAAGCCACACCGUACACCGCACAACACACCGUCCGGCCGCGACUCGAACAAGCAACACCCAGUCAAGACGAAUUCAUGGAUAUGGUGUCCUUCUUGGAUCGAGCUCAAGACUCACUACUUCCAUGAGCUCGGUUUCAUCGCUAGUUUGAGCCAACUGAUAGCGGCCACAAUUUUCUGGAUAUCCGGCUUCACAGCCCUACCCGGAAUCAUGAACAAAUUGUCUCCAGGGUUGAGCGACGGUGUAUUUUGGACGCCACAAGUUAUUGGUGGUAGUGGUUUCAUCUUGUCAGGAUGGUUGUUCAUGAUCGAGUCCCAAAAGCAUUGGUGGCAGCCUGCACCGAAAGUCUUGGGAUGGCACAUUGGAUUUUGGAACCUUAUAGGUGGCUUCGGUUUCACGUUAUGUCCCGCUUUUGGUUUCGAUGCCAGCAGUUGGGCGCAAUAUCAGGCAUCGUGUUCGACCUUUUGGGGAUCCUGGGCCUUCCUGAUCGGAAGUCUGAUUCAGCUGUACGAGUCUCUCGAGAAGACACCCGUGAGAUAUGAAGGCUCUGCCUGA
This is a messenger RNA of Aureobasidium namibiae CBS 147.97, 1329 nucleotides long. RefSeq lists its product as uncharacterized. The coding region runs from base 1 to 1329 and encodes 442 amino acids. The record is from RefSeq and is a predicted model, not a curated record. The transcript has 2 exons. Lineage: Eukaryota; Fungi; Ascomycota; Dothideomycetes; Dothideales; Saccotheciaceae.